AUGCAGUAUAAGAACUUAGAUCAGCUUGGCCUGCGUUUCUGUGCAUGGAUGAGUGUUUGCCUCUCCUUUUCCCUUGGAUUGCCUCCACAGCACCGCGGGUGGCUGCAGCUGUGGAAGGAAGGUGAUGGUUGUGGGGAGUGUAACAAGCAUCUCUGUCCCUUGGUCUCGGAUGUCUGCCUUGCCGGUCUGGUGCCAGAUGCCUGUGGAUGCUGUGAACAGUGCGCUAACGUAGAGGGGCAGCAGUGUGACCCAGAUGGAGCUCAGAUGUUCUAUGGCAGCUGUGGAGACGGCCUGGUCUGUCAGAAGAGAACGAUAAGGACGGCACACCUGGAUGAGCCAGAGCCUACCUGUGUAUGUAAGGAAAAGGGCCCUGUAUGUGGUUCAGACGGAUGGACUUACUCAAAUGUUUGUCAGAUGAAAGAGACCACCAACCGUCUUAACAUGACCCUAAAACUUGUGGGAAGAGGACCCUGCCUCUCAGGUUGCAAUGCUCUUUCAAUUGCAGUCAGUAUUUUGAAGAUUUUACUGCAUGUGUGAAGCUGUUUGGAUUGGAAUUAAGAAGAAUAAAGCUUUGGGGUAUCCCUUUUCUUAUUCCACAGCUCCCCACAUCCUCCAGGGCCCCAGAGACCUUUCAAACUACACAGGGAGUGAUGCUGUGUUCAGGUGUGAGGUUUCAGCUUACCCUCUUCCAAACUUAAGCUGGAAGAAGAAAGGACAUGAAAACUACUUGCCAGGAGACGAUCCUCACGUCUCUGUCCAGGUUUGACAAGAACCUCCUUAAUAUACUGCACAUCAGUCCAAGUCCCAUUUAAAGUAUAUGCAUUAAAUGAAAAGUGUCAUUUUGGUCUGUAUUUUUUCAAUGUAAGAAGGCUUUUGUUCUUAUUUAUAAUGGAUUAAGGUAUUAUUAAAGUGAUUCACUGACUUUAUACAUGACCUGCAGCUGAUGACUACCAUCAAGGAAGUUGUAUUUUUGCUGCUCUUACAUUUUCUGUCAGGAUUGUGAAAAAAACACUUAACAGAUUUAAUAAACUUGAUAAAGAGUUUUUAGAAAACCCAGUGACAAAGUAUUUACUGUUUUAAACCCUUGAGACCUCCAGCUGUGUAAAAGUGACAGUGUUUCUUCCAAACUGGAAGUACAUGACGUAUGUUGUCCUAUAUUCCUAGGUGGUAUUUAUAUUUUUAAUGCAAUAAAUUGGCACUAAUUACAUUGGUAUAAUAAUGCCAGGUAGCCACAAACAUAUGAUAAAACACUACCCAACAAAGGGCUUGUUCUAACAGUACUAACGGGACUUUUAUCACAGCUGAGACAGCGACAGUGGUAACAACAUGAGCGUACUUUUUAAAACCCCCACACAGGAAAAUAUUCUUGGUUAAUCAGUCACUUUUAAAGAAUUGUGCUCUGACUUGAUGCUCAUCUGCAAAAAAAAACAACAAAAAAAAAAACAAAGCAGUUCCAUAAUCUAAUCCGUACACCUGCUAAACGGUGAUUAUUAGAGCAUGCAGUAGUGGUGCUAGAGUAUAAACAAGACAGAGAUAUUAUUUGUAUGAGUUCAAUGUAUUAUAUAUUAAUCCUUAAUGAAGAAGAAGCAGAAGAAGAAGAAGGAGGAGAGGAACUUUAUUGAUCCCUGAGGGAAAAUUCAAUUAUGGUUACUUAAGUUUCAUUUGUCUGAGGUCCAGUAUAUAUUUUUCUUACCUUUGACUGAAUGUGAUUGAAUAUGCUGAGAUUAAUGUGUUUUGUCAGACUCGAGGGGGGCCUCAGCGCUACACAGUCUCCACCUGGCUUCAGAUACUGGGUCUCCAUGUCUCUGAUGGAGGGAUCUACUCUUGUAUCUCCCACAAUGCCUUGGGAGAAAAGUCUGCAUCAGCAAAGCUCACAGUGUUGAAGGAGGGUGAGUCUCUGAUCCCCAUACUGCAGACCAUACACUUGAUUUUUGUGUCAGUAAAGCUCUGAAGAAUGAAAAACUGAAUUAUAUAUUUAUUGAUUGACUUAUUUCAAAGACAGCAGUAUUCUGUCUUAAACUCUGUGUUUGUGUGUUCUGCAGUGGUGGAGAUUAUGAACGACCAUGUUGGGGACAAUUCGGAGCACUUUGAUAAUGUGAAAGAAGACAGUGGUGAUGGACAAGUGGCAACAGAAAACCAUGCUUGAUUCAUUUGAGACAUUUUAUAUAGCCUAAUAAUAGAGUAAAGGUUUAAGCUGCUUCAGUCGCUGUUUCACUGCAUACUGACUGACUCUUCUUGUUAUUUUGAAGCCUUUCUUUUGACCUCUUUGUUGUUAAACAUCACAGAUGUCUUUAUUUACUCUCCUACUCUGCAACUGCAUACAAAUUAAUAACAACUCCUAUUAGCUGAAAAGAAUGUACAGUAUACUGUGUGAAAAAUAAUCA
This is a messenger RNA of Xyrichtys novacula (pearly razorfish), 2384 nucleotides long. NCBI's taxonomy places the organism in Eukaryota, Metazoa, Chordata, Actinopteri, Labriformes, Labridae. The record is from the annotation of a GenBank genome assembly.